Aspergillus calidoustus is the source of this 312-nucleotide messenger RNA. NCBI's taxonomy places the organism in Eukaryota, Fungi, Ascomycota, Eurotiomycetes, Eurotiales, Aspergillaceae. The record is from the annotation of a GenBank genome assembly.
AUGAGAGCCUUUCAAGGCCAGGCGUGGAAAAGGAACCCCGAACAAUACGUACCAGAACCAGAAUACCGCUGCUCCCCACUUAACUUUGCUCACGCUCCGCCUUACCGUGACGCUUCCCAAUCCUGGUUUCUUCGGCAUCAUCUCAUCUCAUCUCGCCCUCUCCCUUCCGGCCCUUUUUCCUCACUUCUCUUGCCCUUCUGUUCACCUCACUCUCGCUUCCACCCGUCUGCCAUGGGUCUUGCUGUGUCCCAGUUUUCGGUUGCCCUUUCAUCUGCAAACCUCUCUUCACCCUCUCUACUGUCCAUUGCUUGA